CCGCUUCCUCCCUCGCUCGCUCCCCGCCUUCCUCCCCUCCUGCCCUGCCCGUCUCGGGCCUCCAGGCCUCGGCUCUCUGGCCGGGUCGGCGCCGAAGCGUCUCCCUCCUCCCCUCCCGGAGGGCUGUAGCGGCUCCCAGGUUCCCGGGACACCGCGGACAAACUUCUGGUGUCUUUCUGUCCCCGUGGCGCUUAUCUGCGCGCAGCUUAUCUCCGAGUUAUCUCGGCGCAAAGGGGCGGGAGCCGGCAGUCGGGCGGGCAGAGAAACUUCUUUCUUGCUAUCUAGCGGAGGUCUGUGUAUGUGUGGGCAUUAAUUUUAGUGUGGUAAUCUCCGCUGAGCCAAAGCGAUUGGAAAAGCAGCCCGGAGGAGACCAGCCCUGCUGCAUUUUGCCUCCCUCCCCCACUCCCUCCGCGUCUCCCUGUCAUUCUUCCUGCUCUCCCCUUUGGGGUGGCCUUGGCUCCGGGGCGGUCUCGCCACCCCCCACCCCGCCCUGCGUUUUCCCCUCCUUUUCUCUGCGCUGCGCCCCACCCCGCUACGUCCGAUUCCGGAACGGUUCGGCUUUUCCGCGGCUGAGGAUGACCGCGGGCUGGGCCGGGGUGGCCGGGCCGGCGUGAGCGCGCGCUGCUGCCUGCAGGCGCGGGCCCUGCGUAAGGAGCUAGAAGUUAGCUUGGAGCGGCGCGGGACCGUGGAUGGCCUUGACUGACGGCGGCUGGUGCCUGCCGAAGCGCUUCGGGGCCGCGGCUACAGACGCGGGCAACUCCGGGGCCUUUCCAGCGCCGGAGCCCUCCACGCCACCUUCCCCCAUCUCUUCUUCGUCCUCCUCCUGCUGCUCCCGGGGCGGGGAGCGCGGCCCCGGCGGCGCCAACCACUGCAGGACGCCGCAGCUCGACUCCGAGGCGGCUGCCGGAACCCCGGCCCGCUCGCUGCUGCUCAGCCCCUACGCUUCGCAUCCCUUCGGGGCUCCCCACGGACCCUCGGCGCCCGGGGUCGCUGGCCCCGGGAGCGCCCUGCCGAGCUGGGAGGACUUGCUGCUCUUCACUGACCUCGACCAGGCCGCGACCGCCAGCAAGCUGCUGUGGUCCAGCCGCGGCGCCAAGCUGAGCCCCUUCGCACCCGAGCAGCCGGAGGAGAUGUACCAGACCCUCGCCGCCCUCUCCAGCCAGGGGCCAGCCGCUUACGACGGCGCGGCCGGCGGCUUCGUGCAUUCUGCGGCCGCGGCAGCAGCGGCCGCGGCGGCGGCGGCCAACUCCCCAGUGUACGUGCCCACCACCCGCGUGGGUUCCAUGCUGCCCGGCCUGCCCUACCUGCAGGGGGCGGGCAGCGGGCCGGCCAACCACGCGGGCGGCGCGGGCGCACACCCCGGCUGGCCCCAGGCCUCGGCCGACAGCCCCCCGUACGGCAGCGGCGGCGGCGCGGCGGGCAGCGGGGCCGCCGGGCCCGGCAGUUCUAGCUCGGCCGCGGCGCACGUCUCGGCGCGCUUCCCCUACUCCCCCAGCCCGCCCAUGGCCAACGGCGCGGCGCGGGAGCCGGGGGGCUACGCGGCUGCGGGCGGCGGGGGCGCGGGCGGCGUGAGCGGCGGCGGCGGCAGCCUGGCGGCCAUGGGCGGCCGCGAGCACCAGUACAGCUCGCUGUCGGCGGCCCGGCCACUGAACGGCACGUACCACCACCACCACCACCACCACCCGAGCCCCUACUCUCCCUACGUGGGUGCGCCACUGACGCCCGCCUGGCCCGCUGGACCCUUUGAGACCCCGGUGCUGCACAGCCUGCAGAGUCGCGCCGGAGCCCCGCUCCCCGUGCCGCGGGGCCCCAGCGCAGACCUGCUGGAGGACCUGCCCGAGAGUCGCGAGUGCGUGAACUGCGGCUCCAUCCAGACGCCGCUGUGGCGGCGGGACGGCACCGGCCACUACCUGUGCAACGCCUGCGGCCUCUACAGCAAGAUGAACGGCCUCAGCCGGCCCCUCAUCAAGCCGCAGAAGCGCGUGCCUUCGUCACGGCGGCUUGGAUUGUCCUGUGCCAACUGUCAUACCACAACCACCACCUUAUGGCGCAGAAACGCCGAGGGUGAACCUGUAUGCAAUGCCUGUGGACUGUACAUGAAACUGCACGGGGUGCCUCGACCUCUGGCUAUGAAAAAAGAGGGAAUUCAAACCAGGAAACGAAAACCUAAGAACAUAAAUAAGUCAAAGACUUGCUCUGGUAAUAGCAAUAAUUCCAUUCCUAUGACUCCAACUUCCACCUCUUCAAACUCAGAUGAUUGCAGCAAAAAUACUUCCCCUACGACACAACCUACAGCCUCAGGGGCGGGUGCCCCGGUGAUGCCUGGUGCGGGAGAGAGCGCCAACCCCGAGAACAGCGAGCUCAAGUAUUCAGGCCAGGACGGGCUCUACAUAGGCGUCAGCCUGGCCUCGCCGGCCGAAGUCACAUCCUCCGUGCGACAGGAUUCCUGGUGCGCCCUGGCCCUGGCCUGAGCCCGCGCUGCCAGGAGGCGGGAGGGCCUCCCUGCGGUUGGGUCUGACUUUGCCCGGCAGUCCAGACAGUGGCGACUGUGCCGACAGAACGUGAUUUUUGUGCCUUUAUUUUGAAAGAGAUGUAUUUCCCAAGAGGCUUGCUGAGAACAGCAAGAGAAGAUGGAGCCGAUCCCCGGAAGGGCCAGAGAACCAGCACGUCUCCUCCUCCCUCAGCCAGGGCCACCUCCAGCCAGCCUGCCUCGGGCUCACCACGGGGCCACUUCCAGAAACCUGGACAGGGACCAGGGCCUUGCCUGCUAAGGACUAUUGAGAGAGAUUUUUUUUUUUUUAAAAAAAAGAUUUUAUGUGUAUUGCCCCAAAUCAUGUGCUUCUUCUGAUUGAUGUUGGUUAUUUCAGAAUUUCUUCGUACCUUUUCCACAUCCAAAUUUCUUUUUUUUGUGAAGAAUACCAUGACACACGUCCAAAUUUCACAUGCGUUCACGGAGAAGAUCGUUUGAGGCCAUUUGUUUGGUACACAGCUCUGGAGGCUGCGCCUGUGCGUGAGGUCUCUUGUCCAGAACAUCACUCAGUUUGCGAGACUGCGUUGUAACUGUAACGUACACUGUGCCUGAGGUUUCUCGAAGUUCAUGUCGGGUGACUGAUCUGAAGCCAGUCGGGAUUUGUAAACAGGGUAGCAAGUGAGAUAUUUUUCUUCCAUGUAUACAAUAAUUUUUUUAAAAAGUGCAAUUUGCGUUGCAGCAAUCAGUGUUAAAUCAUUUGCAUAAGAUUUAACAGCAUUUUUAUAAUGAAUGUAAACAUUUAACUUAAUGGUACUUAAAGUAAUUUAAAAGAAAAAAUGUUAACUUAGACAUUCUUAUUGCUUCUUUUACAACUACAUCCCAUUUCUAUACUUCCAAUUGUUAAAGAAAAAUAUUUCAAGAACAAAUCUUCUCUCAGGAAAAUUGCCCUUUCUCCAUUUGUUAAGAAUUUUUAUACAAGAACACCAAUAUACCCCCUUUAUUUUACUGCGGAAUACAUGCUGGAAAAAUUGCAACAAAACCUUACUACCUAACGGAUAGCAUUUGUAAAUACUUUAGGCAACUGUAAACACUCUGAUGAAGUCUGUACAGUAUGACUAACCCACAGGCAGGUUGGUUUACAUUAAUUUUUUUUUUAAUGGGAUGUCAUAUGGAAACCUAUUUCACCAGAGUUUUAAAAAUAAAAAGGGUAUUGUUUUGUCUUCUGUA
Molecule: messenger RNA, 3697 nt
Organism: Microcebus murinus (gray mouse lemur)
Lineage: Eukaryota; Metazoa; Chordata; Mammalia; Primates; Cheirogaleidae
Source: RefSeq, a predicted model, not a curated record